Messenger RNA from Nomia melanderi (Alkali bee), 956 nucleotides. RefSeq lists its product as uncharacterized. The record is from RefSeq and is a predicted model, not a curated record. Lineage: Eukaryota; Metazoa; Arthropoda; Insecta; Hymenoptera; Halictidae.
UAAUAUACAGAUUCUUUCCAUCAAAUAUGAUAAGUUUGUCAUUACAACUGUGUUGACAAGUAACUUGCCCCCAAAUUUUUGUGAUGCCAAAAAGCGAUAAAUCGAUUAUAAGUGAACGAGAAUUACAUCACUGGUAAAAGAAAACGUCACCGAAUAAAGCAUGUCUGCUUUACUGUCGAAUGAAGCUCAGCUGCGUUAUGUAACAGAAUGGUUUCAAGAAUGGUCAGAAAUGCAGAGAAGUGAUUUUCUGAGUAUACUUUUGGAACAAUGUGGACCAACAGGUCUUGUGAACGGAUUAGUUUCCAGAAUGGAAACACUGGGGUGUUCUGAAGGAUCUGAUAGACCUCCAAGUAUAUUUCAAUGUCGGGUGAAACUGUUUCGAGAAUGGAGCAAUAAUUGGUCCCAACAAGAAAAGGAUUCUUUACUCUCUUCAAUUAAGAAUACAGAUCCUGUAUUCGCAGAAAAGUACGAAGAAAAACUGUCAGCUCUAGUGAGUGAAGAUAAAAAAUCAUGAAUAAAUGUGUAGAAUAACUAAUAUUCUGUCAUAUUGUAAAAUAGGUUUAUCUUUAAAUUGAAAAGACUUAUUAUCAGAGGAUUUCUUAUUUAUAUUUAUAAAAUGGAAGGUAUAUUGAAUUUUAAUGAAAUUUAUUGUAAAGGGUAAUUGAAAGUAUUUAUACGCAUUGUAAAAUUUGUUUAUAACAUAGGAUUUCUAAUAUGUAUACGUACAUUCCAACACUAUCUCAUGACAUUAAAUUUUUAUUAGACAUUUCUUGCACAUAUAGGAGCAAGGAAAGAGGAUUUUUUAAGUAUAUAUUUUUGUAAUCACUAUGAUUACAAAUUAUUAGAUAGAUGUAUUAUUUUGCUUAUAAAAAUAGGUAUGAAAAUAUUUUAUUAAUUAUUUCAAUGUUAUUUAUUAUCAUACAUAUACUUCAAUAAAUUUUCAUCAAACAUUGCAA